AAAUCCGUGAUCUUUUAAGAUCAAAGUUUUUUCACUAUUCUUUCUUUAAGUCGGAUUUUUAUGAACUCCGAUAAGGGGGUGGAGGGAGGGACGAAAGGAAUUGAGGAGGCAGGCCAUCCUCACGAUGCACCCGAGGUUUUACUUUCGGCCGGUCUUUCCAGCGGCGCGCCGGUGGAAAGUAUCCAGCCUGACGUCGGCUCGUACGUAACAGACGCUGGAAGUGCAAGGCGAGACGGAGGUGCUUCCAAAUCCCCACUUCUUGCAGAAUCGCCGGAAUGGGGAGUGCGAAGCACGUCGGUAGCCUCUCGCGACUCGCCGUCACUCCCGACGAGCCAGUCCGAGGCGGUCGCGUGUCUGAGUGCGUACCAAGCGCACUGCACACAAGGUGCAUACCGUGCGUACAUACCGUGCACCUCCCAGCUGUCGCACUUACCGUGUCCACGGGCGUACUUCGUCUCGAAUCCGCGAAGUGCCCGAAGUGACCGGAGUCAUUCGUUCAAUCCGCGAAGUGGGUGCAAUUCGCCUCAUCGCGAGGUGGCCGUGAAGUUGCCAAGUGCAUCCGACAAGUGCAUCGCGCGGUGACGUGAAGUGAAAAUUAGAACAAAAAAGAAAAGAAGUCCUCUUAAUCGAGGAGUUCGGGAAAAUCAAGAGUGCGUUGAUUACUCGAAGGUUGACGGUCAGAGGGAAGGUCCCGGAAAUUGAGAUCGCGUCGUCGCCGGAUGUAGAGACAUGGUCAGGGGGAUCUUUGACUCGGAAUAGAAGGUCCAGAAGGUCCUGAACCGACGGAUGGCGCGCGGCGUCGCGCGGCGUGCGCGUCGCGACGCUCGUUCCUGACACGCGGAGUCCUCGCGGAGUCAUGGGCACGUCCGACGAGAUGGACCGCGUCAUCCCCAGCAGCACCCUCGCCACUCUGAGGGGCAUUCUGGUCAGCUCGCUGUCCAGGGAGAACCUCGGGCCCCACGACCUCCCCGUAAGAGGACUCGCGGCCAGGACUCGCUCCUUGAGGAAGGUCCAUUUUCGAGAAGCUGGAGCCGCUCCUGAGGAAACUAGCCAAAGGUCCAGCUCUGCACACAAUCGCCACUCUCUCUCGAAGGAACAAACCUUACAUUGGUUCGCCCAUAUCGGUGGCGAAGAUGACCUCCUGGACCUGCCAGAUGUGAAGCGCCGCAGCCUCUACGAGGAGGACUCCCUCGACGGCGAUCACCCUAAUGAGAAUCAAGGACGGGAUUCGGCAGGAAGCGCAAAGGACGUGGACAGGGCGAAGCUCGUCCGCGAAAGGCAAAACGAGGAGAGGCAGCGGAAGUUGGAGGAACUGAGACAACAAGCACUCGCUGCCCAACGUUUCCGGGAACAGCGAGAAGAGGAACGACGAAGACGCAUCGACGAGCUGAGGUCGCGCGACAACGACAGACGAAACCAGGUGGAGGAGCGUAAGCGUCUAAUAUGGGAGGCCGAAAGGGAGAGGCGCGAGGCCAUCCUGAGGAAGAACCAGGAGAGGGAGGCUCGGAUCGAGGCGAAGAAGAAGAACGAGAGGUCGCACAUAGUGUUCGCUUUCGGCAGCUCGACACCGAGAAUGCUCGAGCCCGCGGACACCGGUGGCUCGUCUUUCUGGGGGACUCGUAGGGCGACCUCGACGACGAACGUCAUGAUGUUCACGGCGGCCCAGCCGUUGACGAGGAGGUCCUCCGAGCGCGAGCUCGACGGCAGCAAGAAGAGGGCCACCUCGGCCGGAGGGCUCGAUCGGAAGCCCGGCGAAGAUAUGAGAAUGUCCUCGUCCAUGUACGAGGUGUUCAAUUGGAACUCUAGCCCCGAUCCUCCCUUAACUCCUGCCAAAAAUAAAAGAGCCAGCCUCUCUCUGCCUCCCACCACUGACAUCUUUGCCAUCGACGAUAAAUCCGAUAGCGAUACUAAACGUCCAAUGAUCCAAGGGACGACCAGUGGCGAGGAGGCUGACGGAUCCCCCGGGACCCCGAGCUCGGUGUACCUUCGGGUCAACAGACGAAGAACCGACCUUAUGCCCACCAUACCCUCGCCCAGGGAUGGGCUGCCGUCCGCGGGGCGCAGCUCCAGCGCCAAGGCCUUCACCCGUUCCCCAGGUAGGACUUACUCCAUGUCCAGGCUGGACCAACUGGCGCAGCCUCGGAAGCGUCCUGGCGAACUUAGCACUCUGACGGAACGGCAACCGCAACCUCUGGGCGCUUCUAGCAUGAGUCGCAGCAUGUCUCAUUUGGCUGCGCCUGGAGUCAAGAGCCUUAAACGCUCCGAUAAUUCUCGUAGCAUGGGUACGUUGCCAGGCGCAGUCCCAAUCUCCAGGCCCACCAGAGCCGAGAGACUGCGCCGUAAGGCCCGCGAGCAUCGGAACCAUCAGCAACAAGGUAUCCGCAGCGGUGAGGUGACGCCGAACAGCCCGUCGCGACCGCACAGCUCCAUGAGUCAACAGAGCGCCAGCAGCGUGGCCAGCAGUACAGUCAAUCUGCGUCCUCGCACGACCACCCCACGCCGUCCGCGACCCGCUUCUAUUGCCGGAACCGGCGUUUCUGUCACAGACCGACACAAUCUGACCGGAGAUGUCAGAGCGACGAAGGAUUCUAAGCCACCACUGCCAAAGGUCCACAACACUCCAAAGAAACCAUCCACUCCCAAAGCUGCGGAAACCGUGAAGAAGCCGACCGAGAAGCUGAUCAAGAGUGCAAAAGCAUCGCCUCGGGUCACUCCAAAAGCAACUCCCUUGCAGAGUCCAGGAACGGAGCAUGCCCCGCUUAUUCGUGAAAACACCACCGAGAUCAUCAAGGAGGUAGAAGGAGAGAAAGUCAAGAGCAUCAAGUCGGACGUUCCUGAGAAACAAGAGGAGAAGAAGGACGAGGGCACGGAAAAGACGCAGGUCCAAGAGGAGGCAGGAGUGACGCAGUCAGUCACCAGUGAAACGAAGAACGCGGUUCCUGCUCCUCAGCCAGUCGUUCCUGCACCCAUCACCAAGUCCGCGAAGGAGGAGGUCAACUUUGUCCAGGAGUCGCAGCAAUCCGCUCCUGUCGCGCCCUCCACUCAGGAGGUUCCUAAAGUCGAAAAGAAAGAGGAAUCCAAGUCGGAGAAGAAAUCACUGGAAUCCGAGGCGAAGGCAGAGGGCGAAACCGACGAGCAGGUCGAUAUGUCCGCUUCCAUGAUCGCGAAGAUCAGAAUCACUACCGAAGAGGAAGCCAAGGCUGCGUUGGCCGAACGUAGAAGACUUGCUCGCGAACAAGCUGAGCGGGAAGCGGAACUCGAGCGCCAGCGACAGGAGGAGGAAGCACGCAAGGAGGCAGAGAGACUCCGCCUGGAGGAGGAAGAACAGCGACGGUUAGAGGAAGAAACGCUUCGGUUAGCUAACGAAGCUCGCGAGGCGGAGGAACAGAGGCUACGAUUGGCGAUCGAGGAAGCGAAGCGACGCGAGGAAGAGGAUCGAAAGAAGAGGGAAGAAGAGGCUCGACAGAAGCAGGAGAAAGAAGAGGCUGAGCGGAAAGCUAGAGAGGAAGCAGAAAAGCAACGCAUCGAGAUGGCUGAGCGUCUUAAAAAGGAAGAGGAGGAAAGAAUUGCUCGUCGCAAACGCGUCGAGGCGAUUAUGCUGAGGACUAGAGGAAAGAAUCAGUCCAACACGCCUACCAAGGGAGAGGGUGACGGAGAUAAAUUGAAGGAGGACAGCCCAAGCGAGGAAAAUAAAUCGAGGCCGGGCAAUAAGGUCGAAGACGUGAUGACAGCGAGUCUCAUUUCGGAGGCUACGCGACAAUUUCUUAGUGGCGAGCAACAGGCUCACCAUGCUGAAAACAAUAUCGCGCCAGACAUUGUUCGAAACUGCACACAUAGCAAUGGUAUAAACGAGAACAAAACUCUGCUGGAUAAUAAUCAGGGGAACGAGGAAGGGGAACUGAACGGCCACCAUACAAAUCACGGAAAUGGUAUCAACAGCCAAACGAUCACGCUGGAUAACGCUUCUGUCAAGCAAAACAACGUGACCAACAACCUGUUAGACCUGUCGGAGUUUGACACUUUGAGUAAUAGCGGUAGCGGUCCCAUACUCGAGCUGACGCCAAACCUGGCAAAUGAAGAUACUCUCAACUCAAAUUUAAAUCCAUCGGCUCUACCAUUCACUCCCAUGGGCAACCCAUUCGUGCCUGCAGCUACUAAUGCCAACACGAAUCCGUUCCAAGAUGCUUUUACCAACAAGCAACAGGACAACAGUCAAGUACCAGAUCUUCUAUCAUAAUUUAAUAAUUAGACAAUCUGGUGAAUGCAGAAAGGAUGAAGCUGUGUGAAUCGCCAACUUGCUACCGGCAAGCUUGGGGGAUAAUUGAAGCGGUGAUGUUUAUGAGAAUGUAAAUAAGCGCUAUAGAUGUAGUUAUGAAAAAUGAAGAUUUUAUUAGGAAGGAAACAGUGCGGCAGUAUCCAUGUAAAGAACUGCCACCCCUCCCUCCUUUAGAACCGUAAAACUCUACGCAUUAUCUUAAUGAAUGUAAAAUAAUAUAUAAUAUUAAUACACUGGCGACCAUAGACAUUCAGCCAAUCGUAGUAAGCUAACUGGUAUAGAACUAACUUUCGGAGGACCUUAAAAGGGAAUAAUAUCUAUUUAUAACACAUAAUUUGAGAUACACGUCUGUACUUCAUUGUAUCGACCCUCCGUUAAAUUAAUUUUACGUAUCUUCGGUCCUUUUGAGCGCUUUUAAUUUUCGAGCUGAUUGUUUAGGAAUCGGUAAGGUGGGAUUUGCGAACGAUAUCGUUAAGCACUCUGCAUUUAAAAGUACCCUCCACUUUAUUGCGGUGCGGGAUGUUUCGGUUCGUAGAACCUCGAUCUGAUGCGAAUUGUUCGGCAAAAGUGAAAACCACUCUACGUGCGGCCUAUGCGUCAAUCAUCGAUUAGGGAAUUCUUAUAAAUUUAGCAUGACAGCUUAGCGUUUCAUCGUAGAGGGAGAAAUUUCUUGUACACGUGUAUAAUCCGUUGCUAUGGAGUAAUAGCAGCAGUUUUGUUCACACUUGAGAUAUCGGAUUAUUCACUCACUAGUCAGUCUCUGUACUAGAUUCGACACUUUUCGCAUAGAAAGAGCAUUGGCACUAUGGAUUAAUCGAUAGCCUGCGAUAACGCUAUUGUUUCGAAAAUAACAUGCAUGCAUUUUUCAGACAAUGAUAUCGUACCUCAUCGAUGAUCAUUAAAGUACCAAUAUAGGAAAACACUAAUUAAUCCUAACUGACGUGAAAGUCUGGUAUUUUAGCAGAUCUAUUGAGAAGCUUAUAUAAAUGAUAUUUAAUAUUUUCGCAUUCCCUUUAAGAUACUGGAAUAUGCAUGACCAUAUGAGCACAGUGAUUUGUUUAUCCAAAAGUAUAACUAUGUCUCGUGUUACAUAUAUCACGACGAUUACGGGGACAGUGUCUAUUUUAACGGAAAUAUUUUGUCUAUAUUUAUUUCGAGGGACAUAACUAGAAAUUGUUAUUAUUAAUAUCCUUUUUUUACCGGAAAAGUGUAAUCUGUAUAUGACAAAAUUGCUAUUUAUGGGAUUUGGUGCUUGUACUGUUGUUUAAGUUCUGGCAAUCAGGCUUAAGAUCAGGCAAUAAAUGUAAUACGUCCAAUUAAUGUACACAGUCUAUUCGUAUGCGGUAUUACUCUUAUAAUUGAAUACAAACUUUAAUAAUUAUUUUCGUAAUACCUACUUGCUUAUCACCAAUAUUCCAAUUGCAAUUGAAAUUCAAUGGAAUGUAAGCCGAAAUUGUUGAUUAAUGUAUGAUUUGUUAAUGAAAUUGAUGUAUUGUGUAAUAGCUCACUAUUUAAUUAAUUUCGAACGUAAUUAACGUUACUUGUCUCCAGAAGGUGUUUCAUUUUCACAGUUGCGUUUAUGGUACUCAAAUGAAAGGUGAUAUAAAAGACAUUUAUCCCUUCGUGUAUACAUAUGUUAAGAAUUACUAUGUAGUCAGUAUCAUAUAUUGUACCAUUACACGUGAACCAAUGAAAGUCUAUUUCAGUCAAUAGUUUGCUCCCUUGUCGUCAAAAUUUGAAGUACCAGUUAUUACUAACAGCAUACGAUUUUCUUAUCCAAUAAUUCCUCGCAUAAAAUUUCCUAUCGUGUUCAAUCGACAUACUUAUUCGAACUAGAUUAUUCGACACUCCUUAUUGCAAUUAUCCAUAUUUAUUCCAAAAUUCAUGUUGAUCCCAUUAUUACUUUGAGAAUAUUUUCCAGUACGAUGUAAGGAAGUGACGGUUGUAUGACAUGAGAGAAUGUUUUUGAAUAUCAGAAUAUCGAAGGCACUAACUCCCAGUCAUGUUUGAAAUUCUGCGUAUUGUAAAAAAGCUUGUAUGUAAUAAAUAUCUAAUAAGAAGAA
Messenger RNA from Orussus abietinus, 6339 nucleotides. RefSeq names its product MAP7 domain-containing protein 1. The transcript is spliced from 18 exons. Gene Ontology annotation, cellular component: microtubule cytoskeleton. Gene Ontology annotation, biological process: microtubule cytoskeleton organization. The coding region runs from base 857 to 4237 and encodes 1126 amino acids. The record is from RefSeq and is a predicted model, not a curated record. Lineage: Eukaryota; Metazoa; Arthropoda; Insecta; Hymenoptera; Orussidae.